Messenger RNA from Lacerta agilis (Sand lizard), 1917 nucleotides. It is a transcript of the gene ADRB3, whose product is annotated as adrenoceptor beta 3. Gene Ontology annotation, cellular component: membrane. Gene Ontology annotation, biological process: adenylate cyclase-activating adrenergic receptor signaling pathway; norepinephrine-epinephrine-mediated vasodilation involved in regulation of systemic arterial blood pressure. The record is from RefSeq and is a predicted model, not a curated record. Bases 15 to 1685 code for a protein of 556 amino acids. The transcript has 2 exons. NCBI's taxonomy places the organism in Eukaryota, Metazoa, Chordata, Lepidosauria, Squamata, Lacertidae. Gene Ontology annotation, molecular function: beta3-adrenergic receptor activity; epinephrine binding; norepinephrine binding.
GGGGUAGGGCGGAGAUGCAGGAGAGCUCUGCCCGGGGCGUGUCCCAUCUCUCCCUCCAGGCUCCCUGCGCCUUUAAGGACUCCUCCUCUCAGCAAUCCCCACCGAAGGGGAGGGAGCCGUCCCUGCCGAGGCGCCUUCCGUCUCCCCAGGAGCAUGGGCUGGGCUGCCGAGCCAGAAGCAGCGGGCCAGCAGUGUCCGACGCGCGCGGAGCCCGCUCUCCCCGCGCUAUAGUGGCGGAGCGCGGGCCCGUCGAACUAAAGCCGUCGAGGGGCUGCUUCGAGCUCGCGCCGAGCUUUGCUCCCGUCGCCGUCUUAGCUGCGAUGGCUCCUCCUUGGCCGCCCAACGGGACGUGGCUGGGGGCAGCAGGCGCGGCGCCGUCGGGCAACGGCAGCAACUCCUCCGGGGCGGCGGGCAGUGUCGGCCGGCAGGGGGCGUUGGGCGCCGCUCUCAGCCUGGCCGUGCUGGUGACGGUGGCGGGCAACCUGCUCGUGGUGGUGGCCAUCGCCAAGACGCCGCGCCUGCAGACCAUGACCAACGUGUUCAUCACGUCGCUGGCGUGCGCCGACCUCAUCAUGGGCUUGCUAGUGGUGCCCCCGGGGGCCACGCUGGUGCUGAGCGGCCGCUGGCCCUUCGGCACCACGGGCUGCGAGCUGUGGACAUCGCUGGACGUGCUGUGUGUGACGGCCAGCAUCGAGACCCUGUGCGCCAUCGCCGUGGACCGCUACCUGGCCGUGACGGCGCCGCUGCAGUACGAGGCGCUGGUGACCAAGGGCCGCGCGCGCGGCGUCGUGUGCCUCGUGUGGGCCGUGGCCGCCUUCAUCUCCUUCCUGCCCAUCAUGAACCAUUGGUGGCGCGACGGCGCGGACGAGGAGGCGCUGCGCUGCUACGAGGACCCGCAGUGCUGCGACUUUGUCACCAACAUGCCCUACGCCAUCCUGUCGUCCAUCAUCUCGUUCUACGUGCCGCUGCUGGUCAUGCUCUUCGUCUACGCGAGGGUCUUCGCAGUGGCCACCCGGCAGCUGCACGCCAUCGAGAAGGACAAGGGUAGGUUUCUCCAAGACGCAGCCAAGGGCUCCCGUCGCAGGAGACCCUCCCGGCUCCUGCUGGCCAUCAAGGAGCACAAGGCGCUCAAGACCUUGGGCCUCAUCAUGGGCAUCUUCACCCUCUGCUGGCUGCCGUUCUUCGUGGCCAACAUCCUCAAGGUCUUUGCCAGGACGCUCAUCCCCGACCAGCUGUUCCGCUUCUUCAACUGGUUGGGCUACGCCAACUCGGCCUUCAACCCCAUCAUCUACUGCCGCAGCCCCGACUUCAGGUGCGCCUUCAAGAAGCUCCUGUGCUGCCCCAGGAGCGCCGAUCGCCGCCUCCAUGCUGUCUCCAAGGACCUGCGCCGCUGCCCCUGCGCCUUCAGCCCCCGGGCCCCGUCCGAGAAGGAGGGCGAGCCGAUCGCCAAGGGAGCCAGAGAGGACGACGAAGAGGAGGACGAGGACGUGGGCUCCAGCAGCGCCAGCAGCCGCUCCAGCAGCAGGACUGGUGAAACGAAGCUCUUGUACCUCGCCAGCAAUGGGCACGGUUGCGCACAGCGCCCCCUGCGGGAAGCCCAACUUCAAGGCACACAGAUUACUUUGUGCCCGCAGCUGGAAGAAAGAUUUCCCACCAAAGAAGUGACAGAUUGUCCUAGAAUGUGAGAGAAGGAAGAAGCAAAAGAGAAUACAGUGAGUAUCCCUUUGAAACUCGUGAGUUAAAUAUGCAGGUUGUUUGAUAGAUUCUGCAUUUGAACGCAGACUCAGUUGCCUUUGCUUUGGUAGCCUCCAGGAUAGAUUAUUACAAUCUGCUAUAUGUGGGACUGCCUUAGAAGAUUGUUCAGGAUGACAUGUUCUUUUUGCUGAUGCUCCAAGGAUGCAGUGGUGGCAGAAAAAU